AUGAACAUCCCAACCGAGUUAAAAUACAUAGCACCCUACAUUCAAAGAAGCCAAGAAUUAACUACUGUGGAUCCUAUUGUGUCAUAUUAUGCUCAAUAUUAUGCUGCUAAAUUAGCCAUUGCUCGUGGCCCUAGGACAAAAGAAACUAAUCUUUUUUUAUCUCUCUUUUCAUUAGAAACACAAAAAGCUACAAUUGCUGAUAAUGAAGAUCGUGCUGGUAAGGCAACCAAAAAUACGGCAAAGACAUUUGUAGCCGCUUCCGUAUUUUUAGAGAUCUUAAAGACAUUCGGUGAUAUUGAUCCUGAGGUUGAUGCUAAAAUUAAAUAUGCAAAAUGGAAAGCAACGGAUAUUAUGAAAGCAUUACGUGAAGUGUCGAGUACCUACACCAGGCCCUCCUGCACCCCUUCCUUCUCUUCUAUCUCUAAUCAUGAACCAUUUCAACCAUCAUCAACAUCAGCCUCAGUACAUCCCCCAGCACCCAUACUCGUUGCUCAACCACAACUUCCUCCUACUGCAACAACUAAUCUUAAUAUUGCUGCAGCACAAAAGAAUGCUAAAUGGGCUAUUAGCGCCUUAGAUUAUGAUGAUAUCCAAACUGCCCGUACACAGUUAUUACAGGCAUUAAAUCAAAUUGGUUUUAAUCAAGAAAAUAAUUUUGGUUAUUAA
Molecule: messenger RNA, 666 nt
Organism: Cokeromyces recurvatus
Lineage: Eukaryota; Fungi; Mucoromycota; Mucoromycetes; Mucorales; Mucoraceae
Product: Vta1 like-domain-containing protein
Exons: 7
Coding region: 1-666 (221 amino acids)
Biological process (GO): late endosome to vacuole transport via multivesicular body sorting pathway
Cellular component (GO): multivesicular body
Source: RefSeq, a predicted model, not a curated record